AUGGAUCCCGGGGAGUUCGACAUCGUCGAAAGGAAAGAAGGACGACUGAUGUCUGUGAUGGAGCCCGGAGAGUUUGACAUCGUCGGAAUGAGAGGACGGCUGAUGUCUGCGAUGGAGCCCGGAGACCUCGACAUCGUCGAAAGGAGAGGCCCUCAAUGCUCUUGCCAACCGGCCCUUUUCGGUACAGGCCGCCUCCAACUUCUUCUCAAGAUUCUUAUUCAUAGCCGUGGUGGCAUCGAGAUCUUCGGCCAACCAAUCUCUCUCGGUACAGGCCAUCUCCGGCUGUCCCUGGGUGGCGGCCGCCGCAGCUAUGCGGCCAAAGGCCUAAGCCAGGUUUUUGUGUGCCUCGUCCGGGCAUGCCAUGGUGGACAUUCCGGGCAGAUAUACGGGCAAAAGCCAGGAAGUCCAGGUCUGGCUGGAGGCCAAGAACUGGAUAAACGGGGGAAUGGGUCAUUAAAUUCGACCAUUGAAGAAAACUUCGCAACUGUGUGCCAUGGAUUGAUACAGGGGAGGUUCUGGACAUCCGCCCAUACUAAAUUCCUGUGUUCCCCAAAUCAUGGUUGCAAGGGAUCGCACCUUCCCUAA
Molecule: messenger RNA, 585 nt
Organism: Aspergillus glaucus CBS 516.65
Lineage: Eukaryota; Fungi; Ascomycota; Eurotiomycetes; Eurotiales; Aspergillaceae
Exons: 3
Coding region: 1-585 (194 amino acids)
Source: RefSeq, a predicted model, not a curated record